CGGGCGCAGGAUGAGGGCGGCCAUUGCUGGGGCUCCGCCGCGGGGAGGAGGACGCUGAGGAGGCGACGAGCCGCGUAGCGCUGCGGGGGAGGCGCCCGCGCCGUCGCGGGGCCCAUGGCCAGGACCACCAGCCAGCUGAUAAAGACAUAGAGACAGAUAAAUAAAGAUCCAGAGGGAUCCGAGGGACAUCAGUCAACCCUCUUCCCCCAAAUUCAACUCCUCCUCCGCUGGGCACUGACUCAGGUACUAUCUUCCGUCUUCCUUCUGGUCCCCAGGGCUCAGCAUGGAUGGGGCUCCUGGUUGGUGCUCAGUGAGUAGCAGUUAGCUGAAUGAAUAAGUCACUUUUUGUUGUAAAGUGUUUUAAACUACAUUUCAAAACAGAGGAGGAAAAACCAUGAGUCUCCGUCCUAACACAAACCCUCCAAACCAUUUUGGAGAAGAAAGCUCCUCUUCAGCUGGCUACAUUCCCUGUGUAGACGCAAGAGCCCUGGGAAGCCACCCGAGGUCCCCGGCUGUGGCUUCUCCCCCAGAUGCUCACAGUGGCCUCCAGAAACCUAGUGAGUCAUCUCACCGCUCCACGUCCUCAUCUGCCCAGUGCAGUACUGUCCUGCCACCAGCUGGUUAAGGACUAUGAGUAUGAUACCGUUCCUAUUCAGUCCAGCGUGGUGUUAUGUUCCUGCCCAUCCCCAUCAAUGGUGAGGACCCAGACUGAAUCCGGCACGGCCCCUGGCGUUCCUGGCGGUGGUACCAGGCAGGGCCCCACCAUGGACAGCACCGCAGCUGAGUCCAGGCCGAGUGCCAACUCCUUGCAACAUGCUGCACAGCCACCACCACAGCCUCGGAAGAAACGGCCUGAGGACUUCAAAUUCGGGAAAAUUCUUGGUGAAGGCUCUUUUUCAACAGUUGUCCUGGCCCGAGAACUGGCAACCUCAAGAGAAUAUGCUAUUAAAAUUCUAGAGAAACGUCACAUUAUCAAAGAGAACAAGGUCCCGUAUGUAACCAGAGAGAGAGACGUGAUGUCGCGCCUGGAUCACCCCUUCUUUGUUAAACUUUACUUCACGUUUCAGGAUGAUGAAAAGCUGUAUUUUGGCCUUAGUUAUGCCAAAAAUGGAGAGCUACUUAAAUACAUUCGCAAAAUCGGUUCGUUCGAUGAGACGUGUACCCGAUUUUACACGGCCGAGAUGGUGUCUGCCCUGGAGUACUUGCACGGCAGGGGCGUCGUCCACAGGGACCUGAAACCAGAAAACAUUUUGUUAAAUGAAGAUAUGCACAUCCAGAUCACAGAUUUUGGAACUGCAAAAGUAUUAUCUCCCGAGAGUAAACAAGCCAGGGCCAACUCGUUUGUAGGAACAGCCCAGUAUGUUUCUCCAGAGCUGCUCACAGAGAAAUCGGCCUGUAAAAGUUCAGACCUUUGGGCUCUUGGAUGCAUAAUAUACCAGCUUGUGGCAGGACUGCCACCAUUCCGAGCCGGAAACGAAUAUCUUAUAUUUCAGAAGAUCAUUAAAUUGGAAUAUGACUUUCCUGAAAAAUUCUUCCCUAAGGCAAGAGACCUUGUGGAAAAGCUUUUGGUUUUAGAUGCCACAAAGCGAUUAGGCUGUGAAGAAAUGGAAGGAUACGGCCCUCUGAAAGCCCAUCCAUUCUUUGAGUCCAUCACGUGGGAGAAUCUGCACCAUCAGACGCCUCCAAAGCUCACAGCUUACUUACCAGCCAUGUCGGAAGAUGAUGAAGACUGCUAUGGCAACUACGACAAUCUCCUGAGCCAGUUUGGCUGCAUGCAGGUGUCAUCGUCAUCGUCCUCCCACUCCUUGUCUGCCUCGGACGCAGCUCUGCCGCAGAGGGCGGGCAGCAACAUUGAGCAGUAUAUCCAUGACCUGGACACUAAUUCUUUUGAACUGGACUUACAAUUUUCUGAAGAUGAGAAGAGGUUAUUAUUGGAGAAGCAGGCCAGUGGAAACCCGUGGCAUCAGUUUGUAGAAAAUAAUUUAAUACUAAAAAUGGGUCCAGUAGAUAAGCGAAAGGGUUUAUUUGCACGACGACGACAGUUACUACUCACAGAAGGGCCACACUUAUAUUAUGUUGAUCCUGUCAACAAAGUCCUGAAAGGUGAAAUUCCAUGGUCACAAGAACUCCGACCAGAGGCCAAGAAUUUUAAAACCUUCUUUGUCCACACGCCAAACAGGACAUAUUACCUGAUGGACCCGAGCGGGAAUGCUCACAAAUGGUGCAAAAAGAUCCAGGAGGUGUGGAGGUACAGAUACCAGAGCCACCCAGAUGCCGCUGUGCAGUGACACGCCCAGAGCUGCUGCACUCGCUGCCAGGACACGUGCCCCAGCGCGGCUCACCGCCAUCGGGACGCUUCCAGACCACCUGCCAGCCAUCUCAAGGGGGACGCAGACAGCGGAACCUUGCAGCUUUUUUAUUUAAAAGAAAAGAAGAAAAAAAUACCCAACCACACGAAGAACAAAACCAAUAAUGAAAAGGAAUUCAGGGUCGCUUUGCUUGCUCUCUGUGCUCUGUGGAGGCUUCCCGUGCUCCCUUGCUGUGGGGACGCAGCGCCGUGCACGUCUGCCCCAUUCCUGCCUGGACUAGUAGACUAGUGGACAGAGUCGAGUCACCAGCUCUCCACCACACACCCUGCUCACCUGCUGGGCCUGCUGUGGCCGAGGGGAUGAGGCGUGUCUCUGGGCUCAUUCUGCCCCUGUAUUCUCAUGGAACUGCUCACCAGGGAGAUGUGUGUGCCUCUGCUGGGGGUGGCCCCCGGGCUCCAUACAUUGAGGGGGGUCUUGGCUUUUCUCCUUGUGCUCCUUUUCUUGUGUCCCUAGUUUAUGGCCCAUCCCCGUGCCCCUGUAGGCCUGUUGCUUACCUCCUUGAGUAGCUCUGGCUGUGGGAUUUCUGUGGUUCUUGCUGUGUGUCUGCAAGUACUCCACAUGUUGCUUCUGCCAGGCAGGCUCCAGGAGGUGAGAAGCAGAACAGGUUGUCAAGGUGAAAUACGGAGCCGCUGCUGAAUUUGGAGGGUGCCAGCAAAGUGUUCACAUUUAUCAUCCUGCUGAGCAGUGUUGUCCUCCAUGGCUGGAAACCAAGCGCAUGUCUACAAGGAGCACUGUCAGAAGGGGGCCCAGUUGGCACCCAGUUGCUGCUGGAGGCAGGGCUCUGCCCGGUCCCAUGUGAGGCCAGGCAACAGGGCAGACUGGGCCUGGUGGGCCCCUCCUGCGAGUUUAUUUAAAAGGUGAAUUGUGCAGGCCUCCCACUGAUUGAUUACCUAGGGGCUGAGAGACCCCUGGUUUCAGCAAAUUGGACGGUACUCAGUCACAUCCAGGUGGCACGGAGGAGUGCAGGCUCCCGGCCGUCACACAUACCCUUGUGCGUGUUGUGACUGAAUGUUCUUGUAACCUAACUCAGAGCAUUUUUACAUCUCUACAGUGAAAAUCUAGAAGCCUUCUCAUGUUGCCAGGGCUUUGCCUGGAAAAAAAGUGUUACUCACCUUGCAGGAGGGGCAGGAACACCACACUGAGCCGCGUGCCCCAGCCUUCUCUUCUCCAGUUUCAGGCUGGCUUCCUUUCCCUUUAGAGGCAGUGCCCUGCUGUGUCCUCACACAGUCCAGGAUUCACUAGUCCUUUAAUUUUUCUCUGCUGCUAUUUCCCAGACAGAGAGCUCCUGUCGGUCUGGUGGGGCUCAGCCACCCCUCUCCUGCCCAGGUUGGCCCUGGAGGGCUGUCCUCGGUCCCAAGUGGGAGAGGAGCAGGCACCACCCACGAGCUGCUCACAGACAUGUCUCUGUCCCUUGGGGAUGAACAACUUUGCCAUUUCUUUUAGACUUUCACAAAGGCACCAGCAAAAGGCUCACAAGAAGAGAUUCCUCCUGACUUCUUCUCUGCUCCCCAUCUCCUAUCUUGAAUGAAUCAGCCGUCACCCUGGGUGACCAGUGGUCCAAGUUGAGAGGAAAGGUGUCUUUCUCAAACUUUAGUGAUAAGAGCGGCUCUCCUUAAACUGGGGAAAAAGUUCAGAUGUGGGGGAUCCCAUUGUGCUUGGCAGUGAGAGGGGUCUGGAUGGGAGCCGAGGUGGUAGCCAAGUUUGCCAGUGCUUUCUGCUUAGGCCUUGUCCUCUGGCUCUGUGAGAGCUACACGAGGGGCCGGCCGAGGGGGAGAGUGUGUGUGUCUGUGUGUCUGUGGGGGUGCCAAGGUAUUGGGGGCGUGCCUGGCCUGGGGGUGUCCCAGAGACCAGAGCGUUGCCCUGGGCAUGUGGUCAGAAGUCAGGCUCCCUCUUUCCUCCUCCUUGGUUUUGAAAAGGCUUACCUGUGCUCACCUGCUUUUCACAAAGUGAGUCUCGCUCGUCCCUUUCUUUCAGGAGUUCGAUUUCAGGCUUACUCCCCGUGUUUAUAGUUCACCCUCCUCAGAACAUCCGUGUCUGGGUGUGCAGUUUGGAAGCCACUCUUGCACAGUGCCUUCCUAGGUGUCUGGUCACAGGGAAACAAGCAGAGCUCGUAUUUGGCUUUAACAAGAGCACUCAGCGGGGCUGCUCGGGGAGAGAUGAAUCUUGCAUCGCAUUCUUCCCUCUGGAUAGCGCCACUACCUCCUGGGCUUAACCGACAAGCUCCAUCUUAACCUGCAAAACCAGAGAAUAAGGGGUUCAGGGCUGAGCUAGCAGCUGACGGAGCUGAAGUGACUGCCCUUGCCUGAGCCAGUGACAGCUGAGCCCUUCUCUGUAGGUCACCUUUCUCUGCUCACUCAGAGUCCUCCUUUUUCUUUUUUUUUUAGGCCCAUACAUACUCUCUCUUACCUGUGCUUGCUCCUGUCGACUUUAGUUUUAUCCAGCUCAUCCUUAGAGCCAUCGUCCCAGCGUGCAGGUGCCUUACAUUCUAAGAUGUGGGCGUACAUAGACAUAUGGAAAUAGAAAUGUGGAUUUAUCCAAGGCGAGAAAGAAAACGCCCUGUUUAAUAGAUCCAGGUGCCAUGUGUCUUCCUGAGAGAGGGCAAGGACAAGUGUAAAGGCCACACCAAGCCCCCGCCAAGCAGAGAGGAUCACAUCCCGUGUGGCCUGUCGUGGCAUGGAGGGGAGGGAGCAUGGUCAGGAAGGCUAUGGUCUCCACCUGCACGGAUAGCCCACUGUGCCUUGCCGCUCUCUGGGAACUUGAGGAAGCUGGCUUCCGUCUUUCUGUGAACCUGACCGGGGUGGUGGGCAGCUCCGUGUGGAGCACAGAGCCCCACCUUGUGAUUGGCACCACAGCAUGCCUGCCAUUCUGAACGGUGACUCUCCAGAGGCUUGUUACAGACUUGCUUUGAGAAAGAUGGGGUCAUGCCGAAGCUGGUGGGAACCACACCUACUCCAGCCCCCUAGGGCUACUCUUUGGUAUUUGUGGCCCAGGCCUGAAGGAAUUGCAGGUGAUGGUCCAUGGCACAGACGCCCCCCCCCCCCCAACACACCCCCCCAUGGCAGGGUGCCAGCACAGGGGGCUCCAGGUGACUCUGUACUUUCUUAAAACAUUUGUUUUGUGAAAAAAUCAACUGCAGGCUCACCACCCAGAAAAGACCCCUGUGAACAUUUUGGUGUAUAGCCUGCCCCCCGCCCCCCUUCACAAACAGUGGUUUCCUUUUUAAACUAAAUUGGGAACAUACAACAUACACCAUUUUGCAUCUAGCUUUUUUCACUUAACAUUUUAUCUUAAGCAUUUCCCCAUGUCAUGAACAAUGAUUCAAAAACAUUGUUUUUAAUUAUUGUAGUUUAAUGGCUAUACAUUUUAUCAUAAUUUAUCUGACCAUUUCCCUGUUGUAAAACAUUUAGAUGGUUUCUGAUUUUUCACUAUUUAAAUAAUGCUGCAAUGAAUAUCCUUAUAAAUCUUUGAUUUUUGACUCUGAUCCCCCCUGCCCCCGGUUUCUAGAAGUGGUAUUUUUGGGUCAAAGAGUUUGUUAGUUUUAAAGGUGGUAUUAAUCUCUCUUCCUCUGUCUUGAUCUGAUGCUUAGAUGCUCAGAGUUCUAGUACAGAACUUCCUUAUUUGUGUCCUACAGAUUCUGAACAAAUCUACUUCCGGUAAGCUGUGUGUUCCAAAGAAUGUUUGAAUAAGACUGGUCUUUUUUUUUUUUAAUGCUAAAAUGAUGUCAUUACCGCAGUUCCUUUGUGACAGAUUUUUCCAAAAGCCAAUUUAUUUUCAUUGAAAGGAUCUGGUUAUGCUUGCAUGUUAGUUACCUUCCCAUCCCUGCUGCUGUGGCUUUCAAGUGCUUGGUAGUAUUUUCAGAAUCUUGUACUUUGUGUCCACAAUGGUACUGAAUUUGCAUCUGCACAGUCAGCAGAGAUAAAAAGUGUUGAACUGACCUUGCCACAUGCUUUUUGGAUGAUUUGUAGUUAAGUUCAUAGACUCAGAAAGUACAUUGGGCUAUUUGGAAUCAGUAAAAGAUCAAAGGCUGUACUUGAAAAAGAAACCACGUAGACAAUUGGGUUUCAGAGAAAUGUUAUUUGUCCCCAUGCUCUUCAAGUCGUGGGACUCUGUCAGAGUGUCUGAGCGGUUUGGUAGAGCCAAUAGCCAGGCUUUUUCACUAGAAUGUGACUGUCCUGUGGCCAGGCUUUUUCAUACAGUCUGCCUGUCCUGUGGCCAGGUUUCUCACUGCGGAGUGUGCCCUGGCUGCUGUGGGUUUAAGGGCUUCUCCCCUCUUCUCGCCCACAGGGUUGCAGGUUGCCUAGUUGUCUUCCAGUCCAGACCAUCCAAAUUUGGUUUCAUUCUUAAUUUCUCCACUUUAGUUUGGGGUCCAUUGAUUCUGAGGGGAAACAUGCAUGAGAGAUUUUCCUUCGUGCCAUGCUCAGUGCCACUUGACUCUGCCAGAGAUAUGGCUGAAUUGUGCAGAAUUAGGUCUCCUGCCUUCCUCUGAUACCCGAGCCCCUCUCCCUGGCAGGUCUACAGACUGCGGGGUGCUCACUGCCCAGACGCAGAGGCUGCAGCCGCUGGGAGGGUGUGGUGAAGGUACUAUUCUUGGAGAGUUUGCCAUAUACCUGUUUUUCCGCAUUGCUUCUUUUCAUAUCCAAACCUAACAUGAACUGAUGGCGACUCAAGUGGAUGUGGCCCUUGGCUUUUAGGCAGCCUACAUGGCAAGUACCUUAAAUCAGGGCAGGAGGCAAUCCCAGAGCCUCUGAGGGGCACAGGCUGCCUGUGGAAAACUGGUCUGGGGAGGAAGCUGUUCCAGCAAAGGGCAGUUUUGUCUGUAGCUCAGACAGCUGUGGUGGACAACUGAAUGACCUGAAUUUUCCCCGUAACUCAUUUCUUCAGUAUGAGGAAACACCAAACUUUGUGUACAGAGAACUUUUUACAAAAGGCAAACCUUUUUUUAGCUGUGUAAUCCACCCUGGUCUAACCCGUCUGGCUGAAGAAUAGGGGCCAUUUUGCUGGUGAAAAGUCUCUAUCGUGAUCAUAAGUUUGAUUGGACGUUGGCAAAUUAAAUCCUUGCAGUAUUUAGAGCUGCUGUAGCUGUUCCUUAACAACAAAAUAGGAUGAGUCAAUAAAUAGUAUGUUAGCUGUCUUUCAGGUUGGUGGCAGUCAGUUAGAACAUGUGUAAUAUUCUCUACCUGGUCUGUAGCUGUAACUGUGAUGUACAGGCAAAGCAAAAAUUUAAAAAACUUAUGAAAACAAAUAAUGCAAUGAUAUUAGAAUAUACACUUUUGUAUUUUUAUUCUUAUAUAAGGUUAUUUGCUGGCUAUUGUUGGCCUCUAGUUCAGUCUGUGUUAUUUAAAAUCUAAUAUAUGAAUUAUUUGGAUUGAAUUCAUGUUCGGGGCCACGUUGUUGUAUGUAUUGAUGUACAGCCUUGAAUGUGAAUAAUUAUUGUAAACUAUAUUUUACAACUUUUUUUCUGGCUUUAUUAUAUAAAUUUUCUAUUUGGUCAAUGAUUUAAUCAUAUAAUUUAAUGAAUCUGUUUAUUCUCUUUUUUUCAAAUAUUUGUGCUUUAGAUGUAGUUACCGGAUGAUGAAUUUUCCACGUAUGCUCGGUAGUCUUAUAAUAAAAAAAGCAUGUAGAGUGUA
Equus caballus (horse) is the source of this 7996-nucleotide messenger RNA. The record is from RefSeq and is a predicted model, not a curated record. Lineage: Eukaryota; Metazoa; Chordata; Mammalia; Perissodactyla; Equidae.